AUGGGGAGCCAGAAGCGUAUAGCGAAGGAACUGACCGAGCUCGUCGGAUCUCCCCCAGAGGGAAUCACGGUCGAGCUUGCCGACGAAUCCAACCUAUACGAUUGGAAGGUAUUCAUGGAAGGGCCUGAAGGAUCACCAUACCAGGGUGGAAAAUUCCUCGUCAAACUCUCCUUGCCUACCGAAUACCCUUUCAAACCGCCCACCGUUUCGUUCGGAACCAAGAUCUAUCACCCAAAUGUCACAAACGAUGAAAAGGGGAGCAUGUGCUUAGGCAUGCUGCGCGCAGACGAGUGGAAGCCCAGCUCCAAGAUUGCCGCUGUACUGCAGUUUGCACGCCAGCUGCUAUCUGAACCGAUGCCUGAUGACGCUAUCGAGGGCAGGAUUGCAGAACAAUACAAGAACGACCGGAGUCGGUAUGAUGAGAUAGCGCGCGAAUGGACUCGCAAAUGGGCGACAUCCCAAUAG
Molecule: messenger RNA, 465 nt
Organism: Penicillium macrosclerotiorum
Lineage: Eukaryota; Fungi; Ascomycota; Eurotiomycetes; Eurotiales; Aspergillaceae
Product: putative ubiquitin conjugating enzyme (UbcB)
Exons: 3
Coding region: 1-465 (154 amino acids)
Source: RefSeq, a predicted model, not a curated record